Vigna radiata var. radiata (mung bean) is the source of this 657-nucleotide messenger RNA. RefSeq lists its product as uncharacterized. NCBI's taxonomy places the organism in Eukaryota, Viridiplantae, Streptophyta, Magnoliopsida, Fabales, Fabaceae. The coding region runs from base 1 to 657 and encodes 218 amino acids. The transcript is spliced from 2 exons. The record is from RefSeq and is a predicted model, not a curated record.
AUGAAAUUUUGGAACAGCGUUGGGCAUAAUCUCAUAACCGUUGGGUUCCAUGUGGCUAUGGGUUCCAAUGAGCUCAUGGGUCCCACAACGGCACUCACUGCCCAAGCUAAACCUAACAAGCCCAAACCAAGGCCAUCUACACAGUCACAGUGGUCGUCUCCUCCACCAAAUACCUCUUGGUCUGUGUCGCCGCAACAACAGUACACCUCUCUCUCGCAGAAUCCACCUCGUCAGCAAAAUCACUACACUGUGUCGCAGGCGCACACCAUGAACACAGGCCCUUCCAAACGUCAUUACUUACUUGAUAGUGGAGCCACACAUCAUGUCACUACGGAUCUAAACAAUCUUUCUGUAUACCACCCCUACACUGGUCCUCACUCGCUAUUUGUGGGUGAUGGUUCAGGUUUGCACAUUUCUCAUUCUGGUACUCUUAAGCUUCAUGAUAUCUCUUUGCCUAAUGUCUUAUGUGUCCCUUCCAUGAAACAAAAUGUUCUUUCAGUUUCCAAACUAACCAAAGAAACCAAUUCUGCCCUUAUUUUCUUACCUGAUUAUUUUGUUAUGAAGGAUCUCCAAACCGGCCACACGAAGCUUAAAGGACCAUGUGUUAAUGAUGUCUACAUUUGGCCAUCGUCAUCUUCAUCUGUCAACCAUCUUUAA